Molecule: messenger RNA, 1407 nt
Organism: Paramuricea clavata
Lineage: Eukaryota; Metazoa; Cnidaria; Anthozoa; Malacalcyonacea; Plexauridae
Source: the annotation of a GenBank genome assembly
AUGAAAAUUUCAAAAGCGUCCGGGUCGCAUAGAAAGCCUCGCGUUGAUGAAAUAUUAGCACCUAAGUAUUCCCCCGAAGGAAGGGAUAAAGAACUAUACAUUAUUGAGACAAUCGAAGGUCCACAGGUGGCGGAGAAGCACAAAGAUCUUUUCGAUGACAACCUUGGGGAAUUACCAGUCGUUUACUCCAUGAAAGUUGACAGCAACGUAACACCCGUAAUAAACCCACCACGCAAAAUACCAAUCGCAAUGGGAAAAAAUGUGAAAAAAGAGCUUGACAACAUGGUGGAGAAGAAGGUAAUCGCCCCAGUCCCGGAGCCAACUGAGUGGGUAUCGCAGAUGGUGACUACACGAAAGAAAAAUGGCGAAACGCGCAUUUGUCUAGAUCCACGAAACCUGAAUCUAGCUUUGAAGAGAUCUCAUUAUCCAAUGAGAACAGUCGAAAGUGUUGCUGCUCGUAUACCAGGUGCCACAGUGUUUUCUACCUUAGAUGCAAAAUCUGGAUUUUGGCAGAUUACGCUAGACGAGAAGUCAUCGAUGCUGACCACAUUUGGUACACCAUUUGGAAGAUUUCGAUAUCUGCGAAUGCCGUUUGGUAUAAAUACAGCAUCAGAAGUAUUUCAAAGAACAAUGGAACAGUUGUUCACCGGCUACCCUUGUGAGAGCAUUGUUGACGACAUACUAGUUUGGGGACGUGACAUUGCUGAGCACGAUUAUAAUCUCGAGAAAGUAUUGCAGAGAGCAAAGGAAGUUAACUUCAAGAUAAGUACAAAGAAGUGCAAGUUCCGACUCGAAAGUGUUUCAUACGUUGGGCACCAGUUCACCAAAGAUGGUCUCAAGCCAGAAGAAGACAAGAUAAAAGCAAUCAAAGAAAUGCCAGCUCCUGAUGGUCCAAAGGCUUUACAAAGAUUUCUUGGAAUGGUGAAUUACCUGCAUAAAUUCAUCGAUAAUUUCAGUGAAAAAACGGCUCUACUCCGCCAGUUGCUGAACAAAGACACAAAGUGGUCCUGGGAUGUACAUUAUCAAGUGACUUUCGAGAAGCUCAAGAAAGAAAUCAGCAACCCUCCAGUGCUAAAGUUCUUCAAUCCUGCGAGACAAGUUGUCUUAUCCGUCGAUGCUUCCAAGAGUGGUUUAGGAGCAGUCUGUCUUCAAAACGGUUCUCCAGUGGCGUAUGCUUCUCGUGUGAUGACCGAAACGGAAAGUAGGUACGCACAAAUCGAGAAAGAAUUGUUGGCUGCAGUUUUCGCCUGCACAAAGUUUUAUGAUUUCACGUAUGGCAACAAAGUUGUGAUAGAAACUGAUCAUAAACCCCUCAUCGCGAUCGUGAAGAAACCUUUACACGUAGCUCCAGCACGACUCCAACGGAUGCUUCUGCAACUUCAGCGAUAUGACCUGGAAUUUGUCUAG